GCCGUCGCCUCGCCCCUGCGGGCUCCGGCCGGAGCUGCCGGAACGUGGGCUCCGACGCGCCUCGCCUCCCGCGAACGCGCCCUGCGCUGCAGCCCCACCCUGCGGGCACCGGCCGCCGCCGCCGGGACCCGCGCAGGGGGGUGCGGGCGCUGGCCACCGCCGCCGGGACAUGCGCCGGCUGCGGGCUCGGCCUCCGCCGCCAUCUUUUCGGGAUUUUCGGAAGUAUUUUUGGGGAUUUUUCGUUCUUCACGUUGGAGGCCAAAUCCCGCGAGAUUUGUUUUAGGAAAUUGUUGCUAGGACAUUUGUGAGCAACUUUGGCUUGAUCCUCUCUCAAAUGUCUAACGGAUUCGGCUUGGAUUUGGAGUUUUCCCCAAAACCGAGUUCUUCGUAGGGUUUCGGUUGACUCCAAAAUUCGUGAUGGAUGCUUGAGGUUUCCAUGAGAUUCUUUGUGGAUCUGUUUGUCCUUGGGGCAGUGAAUCUAUGGCUCAAGUUUUGCUUUGAUUCGUUGUGAUUUGGGAAAGUAAUUUUGAUUCCAAGCUUUGCUAGCUCUCAUGUUCUUCCCCGUGGACAGGGAGAGCCUCACGGAGGCCAGGUCGGGGGCAAUCGGCGCGCUCAUCAGCACAAUCGUGCUCUACCCGCUCGACACGUGCAGGACCAAGCUCCAAGCCGAGCUCCAGAUGCACCAGGGCAUGCACAAGUACAGACAUUACUCUUAAGGCGAUAGAAGGAAAAAACUUUCUGUCAACACUAAUGAGGUUGUACCAUUUGGAGCAGCCAUGCAGUAGGUUCAGAUUGCAGAUUGAAAUGAAGAACAUCUGCAGUACUAUUUUCAAUUGUGAUCAAAUUUAUAUUGGCGGUUUUCAGAGUUUAAGACUGGUUGUGUUGGAUUCCAGAGAACCGGAUUGGUCAUUUUGCCCAUUUUCUUACCAGCUAGGAGCUAGGUUGCUUCUGCAACAUCAGCUAUGAAGUCAGUGUUUUUGCAAGAGGUUCAAUAGCAGGAUAGUCUAGGCGAGCUAUGAAGUCAUUUGGAGCUAAUGCUGCCUUAUCCCCAUGCUGGAUCUCCAUAUGAUAAGAAACUUUACCUUAUUGAUCUUGGUUUAGCAUCCAAGUGGAGGGAGGCAAAUGUGAAUCAUGUUGAUUAUGAUCAAAGCCUCAUGUCUUUAGGAACUCCUUACAGUCAGCAAUCAUGCAAGGUUAGUGAAUCAUUCCCUUACAAGUGGAUCAAUAAAAAGUGGAAAGAAGGUUUUCAUGUAACAUCUAUGGCCACCGCUGGAUAUCGCUGGGGCGUGGUCAUGUCAAGGAACUCAGGAUAUUCUAAUCAGGUUGUAGAGUUGGAUUUCUUGUACCCAAGCAAAGGCAUCCAACAAGACAUGUUACUAAUUAUGCAAUUUAAGUUCGCAGACAUACGUGAUCAUUCAUAGCUAUUCGGGGGAAAGCAUUAGUUUUGUGUUGAUGAUAGUGCUUUUGGAACAUGUGUUUCUUUUGUAAUCUGUAGUUUAUCCGUGGCAUUAGCACGGGCACCUUACUAGUAGUGGAAUAAGGCAUGUUAGGUUUUGUCCAGAACCUCAUUAUCCUACUAUUCGACACCACCUGACAUGCCACUUUCUGUGUUGUCUCUGUUUAGUUAUGUAAUGUCCUCUAUUGCAUGUCUUUAAUUCCAUCAGAUUAUGUCGACUAA
Molecule: messenger RNA, 1678 nt
Organism: Panicum virgatum (switchgrass)
Lineage: Eukaryota; Viridiplantae; Streptophyta; Magnoliopsida; Poales; Poaceae
Product: casein kinase 1-like protein HD16
Exons: 10
Coding region: 1035-1421 (128 amino acids)
Source: RefSeq, a predicted model, not a curated record